Messenger RNA from Geodia barretti, 255 nucleotides. Lineage: Eukaryota; Metazoa; Porifera; Demospongiae; Tetractinellida; Geodiidae. The record is from the annotation of a GenBank genome assembly.
AUGUUGCCCGAACUUACGCAGGAGAGACGACGAGAACUCGUCAGAAUGGCUCGUCGAAGGGCCGAAGACGCGCGCGUUUCGAUUCGCAACGUCCGCCGCGACGCACAGAGCAUGAUCCGCGAAAUCCAAACUGAAGGUGAGGCUUCGGAGGAUGAUUGCAAACGUGCUUCGAAGUCGUUGCAGGACCUCACGGACGCGGCGGUGGGUCAAGUUAGCGACUUGUUGAAUAACAAAGAAGAGCAAAUACUCGCGUAG